Echinops telfairi (small Madagascar hedgehog) is the source of this 669-nucleotide messenger RNA. RefSeq names its product keratin-associated protein 26-1. Gene Ontology annotation, cellular component: keratin filament. NCBI's taxonomy places the organism in Eukaryota, Metazoa, Chordata, Mammalia, Afrosoricida, Tenrecidae. Gene Ontology annotation, molecular function: structural molecule activity. The transcript has a single exon. The record is from RefSeq and is a predicted model, not a curated record. Bases 1 to 669 code for a protein of 222 amino acids.
AUGUCUUCCCGCAACUACUGCUCUGGAAACUACAGCUCCAGAUCCCUGAGAAAUCCCUGCCAUACUCCAGGUUCUUCUUCCAUUGCCUUCUGCACUAACAGUGUGAACUAUGGAGAUGCCAUCUGCCUACCCACUAGCUGUCAAGGCAAUUCCUGGAUCGUGGACAACUGCCAUGAGACCUACAGUGAACCAACCAAAGACAACUGUGGUGAACCAGCCAUCUGCCAGCCAGCCAACUGUGAGCGCAGAACCUGUGAAGCCUCCUGCUGUCCUUCCACUGCUUACUAUGUGUCCAGACCCUACCAAGGGACCAGCUUUCUUCCUGUAUCUUCUGCUUUCUCUGGUUCUUACCUCCCAGUGUCCUGUAGACCUCUGACCUAUGUGUUUAGCGGUUGCCGUCCACUAAGUUCCCAGCUCAACAAUAGCCAUUCCUUUGGCUGUGUACCCAUGGGCUAUGGACCACUGAACUGUUUGCCCAACAGCUGUGGACCUGUGAACCUUCUCAAUUAUGGGUACCGACCCUUUGGAGGUUUGACCUGUGGGCCUCAAUCUCUUGGUGUUGUGCCUAACAGCGUCAGGCCUGUUCGACCUCUCUCCAGUUGUUGCCAACCUCUGACCCAUGUUAUUAGUACUUGUCGUCCAUCUUGCUCUGCACUGGGAAACUGGUAG